This is a messenger RNA of Brachypodium distachyon (stiff brome), 974 nucleotides long. RefSeq lists its product as uncharacterized. The record is from RefSeq and is a predicted model, not a curated record. Gene Ontology annotation, biological process: translation. Lineage: Eukaryota; Viridiplantae; Streptophyta; Magnoliopsida; Poales; Poaceae. Bases 57 to 545 code for a protein of 162 amino acids. Gene Ontology annotation, molecular function: structural constituent of ribosome. Gene Ontology annotation, cellular component: ribosome. The transcript is spliced from 3 exons.
UGGACACGGUGGAGUAGACAACCAAACACAAAACCUAGCUGCAACAUCACGGCAAGAUGCGGCGGUGGUGUUGCUCCUCCGCCGCCGGCCUAACCCGCCGCUUCCUCUCCUCCUCCACCACCUCCACCCCCCUCCAUGCCCAUGCCCAUGCUCGGCCACUCGUGCCCUCGCUCCCCUUCCGCCGCCACCACUCCCUCUCCCACGCGCCUCUGCCCAUGGCCUCCUUGUUCCACCCCACGGCGACCGCUCCCAUCGUCCGGCCUCCGGUGAUGGCGAUGCAGCUGCGCCACUACGCCAUCAAGGGCAGGUCCCGCGCGCCGAUCACGCCCACCGUCUCCAAAGUCAAGAAAUACAAGAUGAAGGCCCCCUCGUCCAUGAAGUUUCGCUUCAAAACGUUGAAGGACGGCCAGAUCCGCAGGUGGUGUGCCGGCAAGCGACACAAUGCACAUCUCAAGUCCAAGCAAGCAAAGCGUAGACUUCGGAAGCCUGCUUUGGUGCAUUUAGCUUAUGCAAAAGUUAUAAAGAAGCUCAACUUCUGUGGCUAGAAAAUGGAGGAAUGCAGGAUGGAGUUUGGCACUGGAAUCAGUUCGACGAAUAGUGGCUGCCAAUUUAUAUCUUUCUACUUUGUGGCUUGAUGCAUUGUCAUCAGAUUUGUGCUCCUAUCAUUUUUCUGAUACCAAUGAGCAUUUUACGGUGUACAAGCCAUUUGUUUUUGCACAAUCUUGUCUUGUUGAUAAUGGCUCCCUUGUGUUCUCUUAUGCACACGGAGAAGACUCAUCAUGCUGAUGAUGAGAAACCUGCUGCAAGCUAAAGAAACUGUAUGUUCCUUAUGCAAGCUUCAGAUUCAUCGAGCUUCAUAUGCCAACCUGAAGUUUAACUGUAGAAAUUCAGAGGACAUCGUUGACGUGUUGUUUGUUUCCUAAAACUGUGCACUUUACUACUGCUUUGAUUGUAUUGUGGCUGUGACCUUGAGA